UUCGAGUAAGUUGCUGGCUUUCGACUUUACUCGCUUUACUUAAACCUUGUUUUCAGGGUUAAGAGUCCCUUCAACCCACCUCUCCCCUCACCCUCACAUCUUGCACUUGUUUGCAUCGAGGUGGUGUUUCUGACGACACACGCACGCGUUUGGGUUACCCAUACCACCAAAAAAAUGAUGCCACGAUUGUUGGACGAUCAUCGUCCACUGUCUCGCAAUCCAGAUUUACAUCAACCUACUGCAAAGAAUGCUACCCAGGGUCAGCUUGCUGCACUUUUACACGGCAAAGUAGACUAUGAUUUAUUUGACGGUAGUGGAACUUCUGAAGGCGGCUUCUUCCAGGAUCGAUCCAGCAGUGCUCCACCCAACAACGAAGUUCUUCCUCAACCUACGGAAGCAGAAAAGCCGCGUGUAUCGGACCAUCCUGGCAGACCAUGGCAAUUGUGGGAGAAUACGAAUAGUCCAGGCUUCUCUCGUGCACACAAUCAGACGGUUGGAUUCGAGCAGAUACCCAAUGGUUCAACCCCACGCCAAGUGAAAAACCAUCACGUUGACAUGAUGCACAAGGAUUACACGCGAACAUCUUCUCCGAUGUAUAACGGCAUCCAGCGCAUGCGACCAGAGGCGCGUGAUCCGGUUUCUGGUGGUUAUGAUAGUCCAUACGGACACACCGACCAAGACGAUAGUCAGCUAUCGUCGGUGUUGCAAAUGUCCAUGGAUGAUCACAAGCUGGGCCAACAACGUCCUCACCGUGCAGUGUCGCCUUCGAUCAUGAACAAAUUCAUCAAUUCCUCGGCGCUUCCUCCACGAGCGAACUCGACUCCACCUGGUCAUAAUGAUAUGGACUUGUAUGGUACCCGGUACAACCUCGAUCCAACUGAUUCGAUGGUUAAUCAACUGAGCGCCAUGGGAUUAAAUGAUGGUGGCGUGUAUGGAGCAUCAAACCAAGCCCAGCAGUAUUGGCAAGCGCUCCAACUUCAACAACAGCCAUACUUGGAUAGCCCAUAUUAUGAUGCAGCAACUACUACUGCCCAACAACGAACAUCCCAAGUACCUCUUUUGCCUUCGAACCUGGAUCUCUCCGGCGAGCAUUUUAACGACAAUGGCUCUGACGGCUUGCUGAAUCGGUAUGGUGCUAGCAGACAGUACGAAGAGUAUGGUACUAGUGGCGGUUUUGAAAUGAUGGAUCAUCACAACCAUCAAGUCGACGAACAACAGUUGCAUGCUCUUGAACAACUGCAGCAGCAUCAACGGCGGCUUCUCAUCCAACAACAACAGCAACAACACCAGAAGCAUCAGCAGCAGCGACUCUUGGCUGCGCGACAGCAGCAAUUGUUGCUGCAGCAGCAUGUGCAAAGCAGCGACUCUCCUAGGUUACGUGGAUUGCAGGAGAACGCUGCUGCUAUGCGAUCGCCCAGGGCAACGCAAGAUUUGGCAUUGAGUAUCCAGAGUCGGUUAUUGACUGAAUUCCGAAAUUCAAAGAACAAGAAAUACGAGCUCAAGGACAUUACCGAUCAUAUUGUCGAAUUUAGUGGAGAUCAGCAUGGAUCUCGGUUCAUCCAACAAAAGCUGGAAACAGCAAACAGUGACGAAAAACAAAUGGUGUUUGAAGAAGUUUUGCAGAAUGCGCUCCAGUUGAUGACGGAUGUGUUUGGCAACUAUGUAUUGCAAAAGUUCUUUGAACACGGUAACCAAGCCCAAAAGACGAUCCUGGCAAAGCAGAUGGAGGGUCAUAUUGUGUCGCUAUCGCUGCAAAUGUACGGGUGCCGUGUAGUCCAAAAAGCCUUGGAGCAUGUCCUCACCGAUCAACAAGCUCGAUUGGUCGGCGAGUUGGACGGUUGCGUGCUCAAAUGUAUUAAGGAUCAAAACGGGAACCAUGUCAUUCAAAAGGCGAUCGAACGCGUGCCGGCCAAGCAUAUCCAGUUUAUUAUUGAUGCGUUCCAUGACCAAGUCUAUAACCUCGCAACACAUCCUUAUGGCUGCAGAGUGAUCCAGCGUAUGUUCGAACAUUGUACCGAAGUUCAGACGGAUCCCUUGUUGGAUGAACUUCAUCGAUGCACCCACCAGCUUGUUCAAGACCAAUAUGGAAAUUAUGUUAUUCAACAUGUCUUGGAACGUGGUCGUCCUGCGGACAAGUCUGUCAUUAUCGACAAGAUUCGUGGCCAAGUUCUCCAACUGAGCAAGCAUAAAUUUGCUAGCAAUGUCGUUGAAAAGUGCGUUGAUUAUGGUUCCAAGAAAGAGCGCCAAGAACUUAUUGAAGAAGUCCUGCAAACCAGAUCUGAUGGUUCUUGUCCUUUGGUUAUCAUGAUGAAGGAUCAAUACGCUAAUUACGUUGUACAAAAAAUGCUGGACGUGGUGGACGAAGAGCAACGUGUGCUCCUCGUCACCACAAUCAAGCCCCAUCUUCAAUCUCUCAAGAAAUUUACUUAUGGCCGUCACUUGCUCUUGAAGGUCGAAAAACUGUUUCAGCUUGUCAACAUCGAUCUAACUGAUGCUGCCGAUGGAUAUCGCACGGAUGAUCUAGUCGAUGAGGACAAGAAACUCGCUACUACGAUUACUACGGCAUCAGCAGUAGCAGCAGCAGGCGCCACUAUCCCAGAUGUCCAAUAACAGUAGUAUCUGUAAAAAGAAAAAAAAAACACACUCUCUUCCCUCCCUGUUUUAUCAAACUGUACAAGUCCCGGCCUACCUUUGUCUUUUUUGUAUAUCUUCCCCAUCUUCUUUCAACCUUUCGUAUAUCACAUGUUUCUUAGAUCGGCAAAUCCUUCCUUGGCAAAGGGUUUAUUUUGUACAAGAGUCCGACCGCUAUUGUUAUAAUUCUUGAGAACCAACUUUUGGUCUCGAUGUACAUGCAACCUUACUUUUUCUUUCUGACUUUCUCCCCAACAGAUCUUACCCCCCUUUUUUCCUUAUCUUCUCUGUGAUUAUACAUCAUCUGUCUUGUAUCUUUCUUUCCCUUUCCUUUUGUAUAUCCAUCAUACAUAAAUCAAACC
Molecule: messenger RNA, 2993 nt
Organism: Zychaea mexicana
Lineage: Eukaryota; Fungi; Mucoromycota; Mucoromycetes; Mucorales; Lichtheimiaceae
Product: armadillo-type protein
Exons: 10
Coding region: 175-2610 (811 amino acids)
Biological process (GO): nuclear-transcribed mRNA catabolic process, deadenylation-dependent decay
Cellular component (GO): cytoplasm
Molecular function (GO): mRNA 3'-UTR binding
Source: RefSeq, a predicted model, not a curated record